Messenger RNA from Delphinapterus leucas (beluga whale), 3928 nucleotides. RefSeq lists its product as uncharacterized. Lineage: Eukaryota; Metazoa; Chordata; Mammalia; Artiodactyla; Monodontidae. Gene Ontology annotation, biological process: regulation of gene expression. Gene Ontology annotation, cellular component: nucleus. The record is from RefSeq and is a predicted model, not a curated record.
CACAUCUCCCACCCUGGAAGAGUGGGGAGUGUCGGGACUCUACUCAAAGGAACCUCUGUAGGAAAGAAAGGCAGAGGAAUUAUGGAAUCAUGCUUUCCUUGGAUGAGGUCAGAUGGGAGUCUAGGGUCUGCUAAAGAACCUUCUCUGUGCUAGUACUGGUUUCCUGGGAAAUCUCGAAUGACCCACAGAAUGUAGCUUCAGGUUUGACAGAUUUCCAGUGUUCUUUGCAAGAAGAGUAGUAAUGUCUCUGGGAGCUAAAGCAAUUUCUGUCUGUCCCCACAUAAGAACAUCCUCUUUUACCCCAUGUGUCUAGACUCUAAUCUCUUUGUCCUGCCUGUUUACAAAUGUGAUACUUCUCUGUGGCUGAUCCCAGAGGCCUUCAGAGCAACCUGCACAGAACUGUUUCAUGACUCCAACUUGGUACCUGCCACUGUCAGCUUCCUCUUUCAUUUUGUUCCUCCCACAGUUUCUGUUCUUUCAUCCCUCUCUACUCAACUUUUGGCCUUCCUGGUGAACCCAUUCUUAUCUUAGGUCUUCUUCUGUUGUUUAUGAUGCUUGUCCAUUGGACCAUUCUUAAUCCUCCCUGAUGUUUCUCCACUCUUUUCUCGAAUCACCCCCUCCCAGUCCAGCCACUGUUAGUCCUAAGUCCUCUCUUCCUUUGCCAUCUCCCAAUUUCCUCCUCAAACGUUGUAAAACCAUUUUGUUGGUAUAUUGAAGCUGUGUACUUCUAGUAUAAGUGUUUCAUUUUAUUUCCUGUAUAUUUCAGUGACAUUUGAAUACUGUAUUUUUUAUUUCGGAUGAUGUGAUACGAAUUGAGAAAGAAGAAUUGGUUCAAAAGCAGGAGCUUACUGUAGAUAUGGAAUCCCAAGAAAAGUUAUCAGACCAAAUCAAUGGAGAGGCUCUUGAAUGUGGAGAAACCCAAGAACAUGAAGGAUGGACAGAAAGAUAUCAGAGAAACACUUCAAAUGACAGAAGAUAUAAAUGUGAUGAAUGUGGAAAAAGAUUCACUCAAAACUCAAGCCUCAUUAGACAUAAAAGAAUCCACACUGGAGAGAGACCCUGUUCAUGUAAUGUAUGUGGCAAAACUUUCAUUCAGAGCUCACAACUUACUGACCAUCAGAGAAUACAUAGCCAAUUAAAACCGUAUCAGUGUGAUGAGUGUGGAAAAGCCUUUUAUUACAGUUCACACCUUGUUCAGCAUCAAAGGACCCACACUGGAGAAAAACCUUUCCAAUGUAAUGAGUGGAAAGCUUUUCAUUACAGCUCAGGCCUUAUUCAACACCAAAGGACCCACACAGGAGAGAAACCAUACCAGUGUAAUGACUGCGGGAAAGCUUUCUCUCUGAGCUCACAUCUGAUACAACAUCAGAGAGCCCAUACUGGAGAGAAGCCAUACCAGUGUAGUGAGUGUGGGAAAAGCUUCAGUCAGAGUUCAGGCCUCUUCCGUCACCAGAGAAUCCACAGUGGGGAGAAACCAUAUGUGGAUGAGUGUGGAAAGGCUUUCAGUCAUAGUUCAGCUCUUAUUGGGCACCAGCGAAUCCACAGUGAAGAGAGGCCCUAUGAGUGUGAUGUGUGUGGGAAAGCUUUCAGCUAUAGCUCACAUCUUCUGGGACACCGAAGAAUCCACACUGGAGAGAAGGGCUAUGAAUGCGAUGUGUGUGGAAAAGCUUUCCGGCAGAGCUCACACUUCAUUGUACAUCAGCGAAUCCACACUGGAGAGAAGCCCUGGCGAUGUCAAGAGUGAUGUAGAAUUUUCCGUCUAUGCCCAUUCCUGUGGGACAUCAUCAGAAAAGCACAGCUAGAUGUAGGGAACUCUGUGAUCACUAUUGCAAUUUCAGCAGUCAUUUGAAAAUACUUAUAGAGGCUGAAAUAGGCAGACACCUGACAGCUUACCAAGCAAGACAUUGUGAUGUUCUGCCACUAAGCACAUCAUGUGAUGAACUGGGACUUUGGAAGGGCUCAUUCCAUAUUCUCAAACUUUUCUUCUCUGAAGCAAGUGGCUCAGGCAAUCUAAAUGGUCUGUUAGACAAAUAACAAGAUUUUAGAGAUUACUACUGUUUCUUUUCCCUUUCCCUUUUUAUUCUCCCGUUUUCUUUGGAGUUGGAAUAAUAAUCUUGUCUAAAGUGUAAAUUUAGGAUUAACAUCUGAUCUGCAUUUUUUUAAAAACCAUGAUUUUUUGGUUAACUUGAUAAAAUACAUUAACCAAUCAAUUACAUACACUAAAACAUUGUGCAAUACAAAAGCCAUUUUGUAAUAUUGGAAUGAACUAUGAUUUGCACGGGUAGGAUGGGUUAGUGGCAGUAGAGCAAGAAGAUUUACCAUGCAAUUUCCCAGUGACCUUUCACAUCUUAAACCAGAGAGAGCAAACAGGCCAAUGGGCUGUAGUUGGCCUGCACAUGCAUUUUUCUCACAAAGUAUUUUUGGUGAUAUGAAAUUAUUGCAACUACUUAAGUUCACAUAAAGUCUGACUUUCCAGAUUCUCUUACAAAAAUGCAUGAUGUGGCAACAGUGGGCACCACAUUCCCAUGUGGGAACAACUGACUGGAGCUGAUUAUCACUGUUGUCUAGUUGGACAUGGUCCCCACUGCCACACAGAUUCCUACCGUCUUAUAUCCCGCCCUUAAUUCAUUUUGUCUGUGUGAACCCUGCCCCUGCCCUAAGGGUUUCUCAGAGAGGCUUCAGGGCUCUAGGUCCCUCACCACUGAAACAGCUUCAUUUUAAUUCGUUUUAAAUAUUGGCCUCUAAAUAAGAUUUCUCUGAAGAAAGGGUUUUCUGCUAGCAACAGUUUGAAGAUUUAGAUUAAAUAAUAAAUUCUAAAAUGUAACUUUUGAGCACCUGAAGGUAGAGGAAAGCCACUUUAAAAUUUUCUUUAGAUAGAAUUUAUAGGUAAUCUAUUGAAAGUCAAUUAUAAUAGCUUCUAACCAAAUUCUUAGAGACCAGUUAAUCAGGUGAGAUGAAAAACAUAAAAACGCAUGAAGGGAGUCAACAUUAAGUGAAAAAUUGAAAAAACGCAAGGCCAAAAGCAGAGACCAUUUGGGAAAGAGAACCAUUGAAAUGUGAAACAUUCAGUAAUAGGAGCAGUUGUGGGAAAGCAGUGGGAUGAGGCCUUAAUGGGAGAGUAGGCAGAAGUGAAAAGAAAAAGCAGCUAAGAAAUGGAAAGAUGGGGAUAAACUCUACGAGAGGAAGAAAGUGAAGCGAGGGAGAAAAGGGAAAGACCAGAGAUGCCAGAAAAACAAACUUCAAAGAAAUGGAAGCAAAAUUAGUGAAAACAUAAUAAAUGAAAAAGCAACCUUUAAAGAAACAUGAAGGGGAGGUUGAGGGUUUGUAGAGGCUAGAGCCCAUGUUUUGAUCGUUAACCUCCCAGUGACUUCAGAGUAAUAAUCAACCCUUUAUUUCUAUGCCAUGUAGGCCAAAUCCCUCAUAUGAAAGAUCCUAACCCAAACCUGAGUUCACUACUCUAUGUGCCACUCAGGAUCCCGGUCCUGCACGGGUCUCUGAGUGUUGAGACACAGGAUGCCCCUCUUUACCACUCUAAGCCCCAACUUGUUGAACUCUGCUCAGCCUGAACUCUACCUUCUUAGCAAAACCAAACAAGCAGAAGGAUUCUCCUGAGGAGCAAUAAUAUAUUCUUGGCCUCUCUCUGCGAGGCAUGUGGCUUGCCUGUUCCACUAAAGAGGAAAAAGCAUGAUGUUGUGAGAUAGUAAUAUCCAUUAUAAAUUAAAUAAUGAUAUAUGCAAAAGGAAAAGCCCUUUGCAAAGUAUAACAGUAAUAGCUACCGUCUGUUGAACCCGUGUCCCACACACUAUACCAAGCACCUUAUUGUCAAUAUAUAUCUCAUGUAAACUUUCCAUCUCUUCUAUAAGCACUAUUUAUUAUAUCUCAAUGUCUACAUAUAAUUUAUUCUUAUGAAAAGCUUGUAAUAAAAUGA